CUUCGUUUAUAUUUGGUUGGUGAGACGAACACCGACUUAACGUAAUGAGAGAUUAGUUUCACAAUACGUUUGUUGUUGCCCAAGUCCGGAAAUUUAGUCGUAUAUCUAAAUACAUUCCCAAAACUUUAGCAUGUUUUAAUCGUUCCCUUAUGCGCGGUUAGGCCUCCCAUCCCCAUCAUCCUGAAACAACGCAGCAGACAUGGUAGAGCCAACAACACACAAGUUUACAUCCCUUGAAGAGGAGCUGAGCUUCUGGAAGGAGCAGGCAGAGGCACAUCAGCUAAGGGCUGAUGUGGCUCAGGAGGAGCUGCAGGAGUUUCAGCAGAUGAGUCGAGACUAUGAAGCAGAACUGGAAACAGAGCUGAAGCAGUGCGAGGGUCGAAACAAAGAGCUGCGUUUAGACAACAACCGACUCCGCAUUGAACUGGAAAACAUAAAGGAGAAAUUUGAUACUCAGCAUUCCGAUACUUUUAGGCACAUCUCAGCCAUGGAGGAAGAACUUGCACAAACCAAAGCAGUGAGAGAUCACCUGCAGAAAUACAUCAGGGAGCUAGAGCAGUCCAAUGAUGACCUGGAGAGGACCAAAAGGGCUACCAUCAUGUCACUGGAGGACUUUGAGCAGCGGAUGAACCAUGUCAUUGAGAGGAAUGCCUUUCUUGAGAGCGAGUUGGAUGAGAAAGAGAACCUGCUUGAGUCUGUUCAGAGGCUGAAGGAUGAAGCCAGAGACCUUCGCCACGAGUUGGCUGUACGUCAGAAGGAAAGACGACCAUCCAGCAGCCUGGGCAAAGACACAGAUCGGGCGGAUCUGCCGUGCCCCUCAGCUGGUAACCCGUCCAUCCCCAUCGCACCCUCCAAACCUCUCAGCUCAUUUGCCACACCCCCUGCCUCCAGUAUUCGACGAGGUGACGGUCUAACAGGGACUCCCCUCACGACGUCUGCUAGAAUAUCUGCACUCAACAUUGUAGGGGAGCUUCUGAGAAAAGUUGGAAAUCUGGAGUCAAAGUUGGCGUCCUGUCGAGACUUUGUGUACGACACCUCUGUCAGCAGACCAGCACUCCCGGCUGGCCCUGGUAGUCCUACUGGUUUAGAGGGAGGCCCUGAGGUGCAAGCUAGCAGCAUGAGCCCCCCUCCUCAGUACGACAGUUUAGUGAAGCGGUUAGAGUUUGGACCAGCUCCCCCGAGAGGCGUCUCCCAGGGUCCCCAGUCUCCACAGGGAGGGGUCAAGAUUCUGCUAUGAGAGAGAAAAGGUCGAACCACCUCCCUCCUUCAGUAACCUGACCCCCUCCACCCGUCCCCUCUCCAUCCUUAAUAAAGCACAGCAAUGGGACUUUGAACUGAACUGUCUUCCUUGUCGCCAUGUGCCCUGCUGAACUAUUUUGAACAAGAAAGCCACUCUCCUCGCUCCGUGCCCCACAUUAUCAGCGCAUGGACUUCUGCCUUAGGCUAGUAUAACAGCAUAUCUAUCAUAGCAAGCAGCACUACAGCUUGUGUAACAUCAAGGAGCGGGGGUUCUUCUGCUCAUACUAUAUCUUCUAAUGUAUCUUUGACACUGUGGUGAGUAGCAUCGAAAAGAUCCAUCUGUGUCUACUGAUUUGCUUUCUGUGGUGGAUCAAGCACGACAGGGCUGUCGGUACAUUACUGCUCCCAGAGGAUGCAUUUAGGCUGGUUGCUGUUCUUGUUCGUUGAUCAUGAAAUGGGGACCCGAAUAAGGACCAGAGGUAUCAAAAACAGCCACUGGGUGUGACCCUGAUAGAGGGACCAAGAACCUGGAGUAUCAUUUAUACAAAGGUUCUGUCAUACAAAUAUUGUUUAUGACCAAAUCCAAACUAAAGCUGUGAUAAAUGAAAAAGUGGGUAUAUUUACAUGCACACUAAUAUUCCACUAAUAUUCCAAAUGUGACAACAUUCUGAUUUAGGCAUUUUUUUUUUCCCUGAAGGAAGCAUUUUCUGAUUAAGACGUGGGAUAUGAUGGUAUUAUUUGGGUUUUAGGAACAUUCUGGAAUGUGCAUCUGAACUGUGGUUUUUACCGCAGUUUGCGUCACACGGCCUCUUGCCUGUUUUCAGUCGGCAUUGUGUGUUGUUUUGUAUGCAUUGUACACAAACCAACUCUCCAACAGUUUGCAAGGCUGGAGUAGAGAUGUAUGCCCUAAAGGAAGGCUAGCAUUUCUGGUCGUAAGGAGAGACACACCUACUUUUAAACUUUAUGGAAAUUUUGGAUAUCAGCAUGUUUUUCUGAUAUGUGCAAAUAUCACAGCGCUGACCCUUUUAAGAAGGUCGUUCAAGUUAUGAUAGAGAGGCUGUGUUCGCACGGUCAAACAAGUCAGCCACUGGUGGAAAACUUUGAAAAAAAUCCUGGCACGAGUGACAGCUGCAUAUUUUGAUGUCAUAAACGACAUGUUAAGGCAAGUUAAUCUGAGUAUGCAUGGCUGCCAGUAACAUUAGUGGAAUAUUAAUUGUAGGAAUAUUGUCUUUUUUUGGAGUAGGGGGAAAAGAAUGGAAUAUUUUGUGCAUGUAAAUGUAGUCACUGCUCAGACAUAAAAGUUAUAGGUUAGCGUUUUUUCUCUUUAAGGCUGAUAUACAAAAAACAUGGUUAAACUUAAUUCAUUUCAAUAACAAAGUCAGUUUUUGUGUUUUUUUUUUUUCUUUAAGCUAUGGGCUCAAGUAAUGUAGCACUGAACAACACUGGUAUGAAUUAACUUCUGUUGUGGAGGAGCUAGAUAUUGGCAGGUGAAAGGAUGAGUAGGUAUAGCUGAGGCUGGAGCAGCUGCGUGACACGCCCACCAGUUACAUGACUCGCCCGCCAUACUCGCAUGUUAGUCCGCGGUCAACCCCUUCAAUCCUUGGUUGUGAAGCAGAAGCCCUGAAGAAAAUGCUAAGUUACUGUUUAGCAGGUUAUGAAGUGUUUGUUUAAAAGAGAGACAGUUAUGGUAAGGGUAAGGGUUACGUCUCAUUACUUACAGGGUGACUCACGUCUUCAUGUGUAAUGAAUUCUAAAGUGGAUUAUUGCUGUGUUUGGCCUACUCUAUUUACUACAAAGUGGUGUUGUAGCAGGGCUCAAAUAAGUGUUGCGUUGGUGGGUUUGUUUUGUACUGGUGUUGGGCGUGGUUUGCAGGGGUGUGUCAUGCAGGCUCCGAAGGGAAUGAGGCUGCAGCUAUAUGUCUGAAACAGAUGGUUAAAAUCACUUCUCCAAGCUGAGCUCUUAAUAUUUGUUUUCUAGGAGAGACUUAAUGUUGUCCACAGCUGCAAAAACUUAUAGUUGAAAAUGGAUCAGUUGCUGCCAGGAAACUAGUGAUAGCAUUUUAGCCAUCGCUGCCUUCAUCAAUGUUAUUACCUCUUCAGUUUGUAAGCCUUGCUUUGCUGUCACCGCUCAGAUAGAUGAAGUGGGUCGUCUAUUCCUCAUGCUGCAGGUGUCUAGGAAUGAAAUAUGGUCACUUCCCUUCAGGCUAGUUUAAUCUCACAAAGUAUCAGUUUGACCCAGGUUCAUAAUUUCACCUCCUUCCUGCCAUUGCACAGGCUUGUUUAGCCGGCUCAUUAUUUUCUAGUAUGCAAGGCUUAUGAAUGUGAAGUAUAAGAACAGGUUUUUCUGCAGAUUUAUGAUCUAGUGUCACCAAUAACUUUUGUACUGAUUUAAGUUGACUGUAGAAGUUAGAGCGGCACAUGUUCACUACUGAAUGUAUGGUAAUAAUUCUCUAAUAGGUGUGAGACCUCCUGUCUGCCCUCAGGAGCUAUGUGGUGGGCGAAUGAGGAAAGAUAUUAAGCAAUAAUAGAUUUGAACAGGUCAAAGAUAAGCACAGUUCAUAGUAUAUUUGUGUAGGUAUAUAUAGAGCCUAUAUUGAGUGUCCUUUUCCUGCCUUUUAGUAAGAGAUAUUGUGAAUGGAGAAGUAAGAGUGGUUAACAGAUUUAAUGUGACAUUUGUGCUUUUCCCUUAAAUGUUUCUGGUUAUUCUGUCACUACUGCCAUCCAGCAGCUCAUUAAUACUAAUUUGGAUUUUUUGAAGUGGGGCUGUGUGAGGUACCUAUCCAUAGUCAGUGUAUUACUUACAGUAGAUGUCAGUCGGCCCUCAGUCUGGAGAAGUGUCAGGAGUACCGACAAGGAAGCUAAGCAGUGCACUACUAUGGAGGGGUCAGCAGCAAAACAUAUUUUAGCUACCUAAAAUAAUCAAUAUCACUUCAAGUGUCAUUAUAUUGAGAGUAUUUUCAGUUCUUUACCGUAGCGUCAGAGAGUGAUUUGCAACAGGCAACUGAAGCUGUUGUGUCGCUCUCUUCAAAGCCAGACUCCUUUUUGAAAAACAGUGCUUUAACAUCGCUGUACACAGGAGCUUCUGGUCCGCUGCUGCCUCCAUCAAUUAGUUUGUGUUAUUACGUGUAACUGUUUUUCAUGUUUUGUGGCAUGUUUUAAGGUAAAUAAGUUUACCUAAUUUGGUUGUGAUUGGCCAGUGAGCCUGCACACUCUUAU
Molecule: messenger RNA, 4454 nt
Organism: Epinephelus fuscoguttatus (brown-marbled grouper)
Lineage: Eukaryota; Metazoa; Chordata; Actinopteri; Perciformes; Serranidae
Product: nuclear distribution protein nudE homolog 1-like
Exons: 9
Coding region: 200-1237 (345 amino acids)
Biological process (GO): microtubule nucleation; centrosome localization; establishment of mitotic spindle orientation
Cellular component (GO): centrosome; kinetochore; kinesin complex
Molecular function (GO): microtubule binding
Source: RefSeq, a predicted model, not a curated record